AUGAAACAUUUAAUCCUCUUCCUUAUUUUGUUCUCUUUCUCUAGAUCUACUACUUCUUCAUCAAUAUCUUUAGCUCCAUCUUCGCUCCAUGCUCAAUUUUUUAGCUUUCCUAAACCCGAAGAGGACCAACCAUUUUCUAUGUUGCCUGUCGACGUGGAUCCUAGGCUUCAACAACUCUGUGAAGGAACUGAGUACCCGAUCAAAUGCUUAACGACAACUAUUUCAUUCCUAGAUGAUAAGGCUGUUGUAGAUCCUGUAUCUAUUGUUAAAGAGGAGGUUGAUGUAUUCUACGGUAAGGUUAAGGAAGCCUUGCACAAGGCUUCAAAACGAUUAUCAAAUCGUUCUACCUCAAGAUUUGUUACUAAUCGCCUUAAAAGUUGCAUUGAUGACUACAAAACUAUUCUCAAAAACAAACAGAAAAUCAUUGAUGCCAUCGCUAUGGGUGAUACCAACAAGUUGAUCAAGGACCUAAUCUCUAAUGUGGACAAUAUAUAUGCAUGCGAGGAUGAGUUUAAAGAAGCCAAUAUAAAAUCCCCAAUAAAAGAAAUGGAUUCUUUGCUUGGCAGGAUGAUUAUAAACAGUUUAAGCAUUGGUGUUGACACAAGUGUUUGA
Messenger RNA from Gossypium arboreum, 612 nucleotides. RefSeq lists its product as uncharacterized. Lineage: Eukaryota; Viridiplantae; Streptophyta; Magnoliopsida; Malvales; Malvaceae. The transcript has a single exon. Gene Ontology annotation, molecular function: enzyme inhibitor activity. The record is from RefSeq and is a predicted model, not a curated record. Bases 1 to 612 code for a protein of 203 amino acids.